Messenger RNA from Panicum virgatum (switchgrass), 1797 nucleotides. RefSeq lists its product as uncharacterized. The record is from RefSeq and is a predicted model, not a curated record. The transcript has 3 exons. The coding region runs from base 1 to 594 and encodes 197 amino acids. Lineage: Eukaryota; Viridiplantae; Streptophyta; Magnoliopsida; Poales; Poaceae.
AUGCUAUCCCGCCACUUCGGCUUAUUUUCCUUUCCUUUCCUUCUCUCUCACCGCCGUUUUCUCUCUGUGCCCGCCGAUAAUCGGCUCCGGGAGCCACAGCGCCGCCUGCCGGGCCUCUCGCCGGUGCAGUGUGCACCCGAGGGUGAGCGCGCCGCCGUCGAGCGCCCCUGCGGUGGCGCCUCUUUCUUUCCCGCGCGGCGGCGGCGGCGACUAGGCGGUGGCGGCGCGCUGCUCGCGCGCCCGAGAGCCGGCCUGCGGACUGGCUGCGGGCUGGAGGCUAGGGGGCGGCGGCCUGGCAGCGGCGGCGGGCGAGCGGCUUGCCUGCGCGCCCGAGAAGGCCUGGCGGCGGCGGCGGCGGAGCGCGGCGUGGCGCUGAGCGCCGGCGGCCGGGUGGCACCCGCCCUUUCCUGGGCCGCUAGCAAGGGCGGCGCGCAGAUGCCAAAAAGUGAAAGUGACAAUUCUAGUGAUGAUGGUGACCAGUUCUUUAACAUAAUCACCAAAGGUGCUAAACUUGCUGAGAUCUAUUGUGAUUUGUACUUGCAUAAGGCUCCACCAAGAGUAUCAAUUCAAACUGGAAUUGGAUGGAUACAAUAAACCAUGAAUACACUCGGAGAGUGCCACAAGAUGCUUCGGAUGAACAAAAAAAUAUUCCUUGAUCUUCAUGAUGUGUUGGUUGAGAGGUGCGGGCUACAACCAUCCAAAUAUAUGAAUACCUAUGAGAUGCUUGCAAUAUUCCUCUUUAUUUGUUCCGGUUGUGAGUCCAAUAGGAAGGGGUAAAAUAGGUUCAAACACUCAGCUGAAACUAUUAGUAGAGAAUUCCAUGAAGUGCUAGAGUGUGUGGUUGCAAUGGUUGAACACUACUUGAGACCAACCAAUCCUAAUUUUUUCACUGUCCACGAGAGGAUUCGGAUUGAUAAAAGAGCAUAUCCACACAUCAAGGACUGCAUUGGUGCACUAGAUGGCACUCAUAUUCAUGUCUCUCUUUCACGUGAUGAACAAGUGAGGUAUAUUGGAAAGACAGGCAUUCCUACUCAAAAUGUGUUUGCUGUUUGUGAUUUUGAUAUGCAUUUCACCUAUGUGGCUGCUGGUCAACCGGGGUCUUACCAUGACACAAGUGUACUGUACCAUGCAUUUCAAGUACAUGAAGAGCACUUUCCACAUCCUCCACAAGGGAAGUACUAUGUUGUAGAUGCGGGCUAUCCUAACCGCCCGGGAUACUUGGCUCCAUACAAAGGUGAAAGAUAUAAUUUGCCCGAGUGGUAUAGAGGUAUGGAACCUAAUAGUCAAAAAGAGAAGUUCACUCGGGUGCAUUCAUCUAUUCGUAAUAUUAUUGAGCAGUCAUUUAGACUAUGGAAGAUGAAAUGGCAAAUCUUGUAUAAGAUGCCUAAAUAUUCAAUGCUCACACAAAAAAAGAUUGUUGUUGGCACUAUGGUCCUCCACAAUUUCAUUCGUGAGCACUCAAGUGGUGAUGUGGAUUUUGCUAACUUUGAUCGAGAUCCUGACUUUGUGCCUACAAUCCCGAAUAGGUACAAAAAGUAUGCAAUGUGACCACAUGCCUCUGAUGAUUCAACAACCGAAGCAAGCUUUCUUAUCAUGGAUGCAUUUCGUGAUACAAGGUCAACAUCUCUUUCUCUAGCUUGGAAUUAGAAUCUAUGUUAGUUUAGAAGGUUAGAUGAAGACAAUGGCCUUGUAAUAUUUUAGUAAUUUUGAUGAAUACAAUGACUCAUUUCAGUAACUUGGGCGAAUAUUUUAAUUUCCUUUGAUGAAUUACAGCAAAAAAUAAUUACAUACGCUUCA